Monoraphidium neglectum is the source of this 1074-nucleotide messenger RNA. RefSeq lists its product as hypothetical. The coding region runs from base 1 to 1074 and encodes 357 amino acids. The transcript has 4 exons. Lineage: Eukaryota; Viridiplantae; Chlorophyta; Chlorophyceae; Sphaeropleales; Selenastraceae. The record is from RefSeq and is a predicted model, not a curated record.
AUGGCACUCUCCCGUGUCGCCGACGUCUCCAGCCAUGCCGCGAGCUGCGGUGGGAUGGGCGUGGUGCCGCGUCUUCACCACCCUGGUGUGCGCCUGCGCAUCGCCGUGCCCUGCGCCGCUGCGGCCGCUGCGGGCGUGCAGGAGCAGUAUACAACAUUUGAGGUCGUGCCUGAGGAGGCGAUCAAGGACUUGAAGCUGCACAUGCUCAACCGCGGCUUCACGCGCCCGCCGGGCGCCGGGUCGUCCUGCCUUGUGUUUGGCGAGCUCGACGAGAGGGCGCGCGCCGACCUCGUGACCGCGUCGAGCGCCGGCGGCGGCGACUGGCUGCACAUAUUCGCGCCCGCGGCGGCGGUCGAGAGCGUGUCUGUGCGCACGCUGCUGCAGGAGUUUUCGCUCAGCGGCGGCGGCGGCGGCGGCGGCGGCGGAGCCCCCUGCGGCGCGCCGGCUGCCGCGGCGUCACCCGCGGCGGACCCGCUGCCGCUCGUGCCCGCCGCCGCCGCCGCCGCUGCGACGCCGCCGGCCAUGGUGCAUGUCCUUGUACAUAAGUCGGCGCGCGUCGCGUGGCGCCGCAUGGGCGACGGCCUGUUUGAGCUGUCCAUCAGCAGCCCCCCAGGGGCCCCCCCUUGCGACGACACGAGACACCUCAUGCGCAAGGUGGAGGACGCCACGGGCGUCAGCCUGCGCGACGGCCAGCACAAGCUCGUGUACGGCACGCAGGUGCUGGACGCGGGGCGCCCUCUCGCGUCCUACGGCAUCCAGAAAGGCGCCCUGCUCAAGCUCCUGCCCGUCGAGCCCCCCGCCUGCUGCAACGGCCCCGACGGCGGCGCCGGCGGCCGCGAAGACACUCUUCCGGACGGCAGCCCCCGGCUGGCCAGCCCGCUGCACGAGCUACACCGCCACUGGCGCCGCGCCGCCGCGGGGCUGCUCGAGGGCCACGCGCCGCGCCUUGCGCCAGCGGGGACGGGGCUUGCACUCGCCGCUUCCCUGUCAAUUGCGCGAGGCGACCUGAACACACUGUUUUACCCGAUUGAGGAUCAACCCAAGCACCAACGCGGUUGCUCGUCUCUACUCUGA